CUGUUCUCCAUGUAGCAAUCCCAGCCACCAUGCAGCAUAUUGAUUACCAGCUUGAGACUGCCCGGAGCCAGGUAUACCGCUACACAGCCAUCCUUGAGAAGGCAGCCAACGACCCACACAUGAGAGCUGAACUUCAGCCAUAUAUGUUAAAAGAAGCGCUCUAUAAUAUACGACAAUAUGAGGUCUUCCUUCAGAUCAUUUUGUCAGAUAUAAUUACUGGUGCUCAAGAAGUGGAAAUGAUGACAAAACAGUUAGGAGCCCAUCUGGAACAACUAAAAAUGACCAUAAAAUCAAAGACAGCAGUCCCAACAUCACAAGUCUUUCCUAUCUUCAUUGCACUUUCUACUCUGUGGACCAGCUUGCAAGACGAAACUAUUGUGGUUGGUGUCCUCAGUAAUUUAUUCACUCACAUUCAGCCGUUCCUGGGUGCUCACGAACUUUACUUUCCUGAGAGAGCAAUGCAACGUCAUCUUAAUGGAGCGACUGUGAAAACUGAUGUGUGUAGAAUGAAAGAGCACAUGGAAGAUAGAGUAAAUGUGGCAGAUUUCAGAAAACUAGAAUGGCUUUUCCCAGAAACAACAGCAAAUUUUGAUAAACUAUUAAUUCAAUAUCGGGGAUUUUGUGCUUACACGUUUGCUGCAACAGAUGGUCUUCUCCUUCCAGGAAAUCCAGCAAUUGGAAUUUUAAAAUAUAAAGAAAAAUAUUACACAUUCAAUAGUAAAGAUGCUGCAUAUUCAUUUGCAGAAAAUCCUGAACAUUAUAUUGAUAUAGUUAGAGAAAAGGCCAAAAAAAAUACAGAGUUAAUUCAGCUAUUGGAACUUCAUCAACAGUUUGAAACACUGAUUCCAUAUUCUCAGAUGAGAGAUGCUGACAAACAUUAUAUAAAACCAAUUACAAAAUGUGAAAGUAGCACACAGACGGAUACACACAUACUGCCACCAACAAUUGUGAGAUCAUAUGAGUGGAAUGAAUGGGAAUUAAGAAGAAAAGCUAUAAAAUUGGCUAAUUUGCACCAGAAAGUUACUCACUCAGUACAGACUGAUCUCAGUCACUUGAGAAGAGAAAAUUGUUCCCAGGUGUACCCUCCAAAGGACACUAGCACCCAGUCCAUGAGGGAAGACAGCACUGGGGUGCCCAGGCCUCAGAUUUACCUGGCUGGUCUUCGUGGAGGAAAGAGUGAAAUCACCGAUGAGGUCAAGGUGAAUUUAACUAGAGCUGUGGAUGAAACCUAAUUAGAGACAACGUUUUAAAGUAGAUGCUACUCAAUUAUGAACACUAGCAAGUACUUAAAGGUAUAUUAACAUCUAUAAAAAUUAAUUUUGUGGGGUGGCACAUUCAUUGGUUGUAUGUUUAUUGGGUUCCCACAUUUUAUCAAACUGUUUUCUGUAAUACAGUUUUCAUUCUGUUGAAAAAUAAAACUGUCCAUUUAUCUUUUAUUUGUUA
Molecule: messenger RNA, 1443 nt
Organism: Mandrillus leucophaeus (drill)
Lineage: Eukaryota; Metazoa; Chordata; Mammalia; Primates; Cercopithecidae
Product: UPF0704 protein C6orf165 homolog
Exons: 7
Coding region: 30-1232 (400 amino acids)
Biological process (GO): regulation of flagellated sperm motility; sperm axoneme assembly; regulation of cilium beat frequency
Cellular component (GO): ciliary basal body; axoneme
Source: RefSeq, a predicted model, not a curated record